This is a messenger RNA of Trichoderma harzianum CBS 226.95, 1273 nucleotides long. RefSeq lists its product as hypothetical. The record is from RefSeq and is a predicted model, not a curated record. The coding region runs from base 408 to 1145 and encodes 245 amino acids. Gene Ontology annotation, molecular function: acyltransferase activity, transferring groups other than amino-acyl groups. The transcript has a single exon. Lineage: Eukaryota; Fungi; Ascomycota; Sordariomycetes; Hypocreales; Hypocreaceae.
UUUGCGGCGGAGGGAAACGGACUUGCGGGGAAUACCAUCAAAAAAAAAAAAAAAUCCAUACUCUUCCACUUGUACAUGUGAUUCAGCGUCAUAGUAUUGCUCUAAUCGCCCGAAAACGCGAUAGGAAAUACUAAACAUUAGUGAACGCCUUAGUAGCGUUGCAUACGUGUAGAGUUCCAGGGGCCGGUAAAAUAAGACCGUGGCAUUAUUGCUUAGUGGCGUCAGCUUUUCCAAUGAGUCAGUUUUCGCCAUGUCGAAAAUGUCAGAAAAUGUCAAUCGUACGCCUUAGCGCGACAUGUUUGCUGGAGACUCGGAAUUGUGGAAGAGAUGGCUUGGAGAUAGCCGACAACAAAGACUCAUUUCAAGACUCUUAUCUCCAACCCUCUUGAGUCUUUUUAUAAAUUAGAAUGUCCAUCCGCCGGAUUGUAUCAAACAUCAAACAAAUAAGAAGUCUCAGACAAAACAACAAUUCUCUUCCACAUUCUGUUGUCUCGUGUGCUCCACAUACUCAACCUACAUCUCAUACUAAGUUGUCGGGUCUCUCACUCACUCGCUCACACCUCUCACACCUCUCACGCCCUCACAAACUCAACACACUACCAUCCAAAAUGGCACCAAUUUCACUCUCUAUCCGCAAAGCCACUCCGGCCGACCUUGCACCCGUUCUCGCACUCGUGCGCUCCGCAUAUCGCGGUGAAUCCAGCCGCGCAGGAUGGACAACCGAAGCAGAGCUCGUCGAUGAUCAACGAAUCGACGAAGAGGGACUUCUGGCAAAGAUCAAUGAGCCUUUUGGAGCAGUACUUGUUGCCCAGGACGAAGCCGGCGACAUCUUGGCAUGCUGCGAGGUUCUGAAGCAGAGCGACACCGUGGGAUACUUUGGCCUUUUUGCCGUAAAUCCCCUACGCCAAGCCGGAGGAAUCGGGCGCACUGUCCUCACUGCGGCGGAAGAAUAUGCCAAGCAGACGUGGGGUCUAACGGAGAUGGAGAUGACCGUCAUCUGGACUCGCGAGGAGCUGAUUCAGUACUAUAUUCGCCGAGGAUACACGCUGACGGAGAAGACGAAGCCGUUUCCUUAUGCUCAGCUAGUCGGCGGCAAGGCGUUGAGAGACGAUUUGUAUUUUUCCGUCUUAAUAAAGGCUCUUUGAGAAGUGCGUAAACUCACAAGCACUUUGGGAUUAUAUUUGGGAUGCUGAGUUAAGCAUGGAGUUGGAUGAAUUGUAGAUGGCGUCUGAUUUUGAAGCAUGAGCAUGAAUUGACGAUAUCUGAUGAAUUA